UCUCUCCCUCCCUCCAAAAUCCAAAACUCAAGAACACCUCUCACAUUAUGUAUGCAUGCUCUCACGACCACCCAUCUGUCUGGACUCUAGAUACCUUAGAUGUCAGUGAAUCUCCUUGAAUAACAGGAGCAGCAAAAUCUCAGCCUCCCAUCCCACCCUCAAUCCUAAAACACUUGGAUUUCUGUCUACUUUCUUGGGUUUGUUUGUUAUGGCUGCAGAAAAGGGUAAUGGGAGAGACCCUGGACAGUUCUUCUUGGAUGAGGAUGGUGAUGAUGAAGGUAUUGAUGUGAACAAUAUUGGUGGCGGCGGUAGCGCUAUUAGCAGUGAUUUUGAAAAUGGCGAGGGUUCGGCUUCUGAUGCUUUCGCUUCUCAGCAAUGGCCGCAGAGUUACAGAGAGACUACUGAUUCUUAUACCAUCUCAGCAUCACCAAGUAUUGUACAUCUUGGACAAGGUCUACGUGCUAUAUAUUCAAGCUUUGACGAUCGUACUAAAAGCAAUUUAGACCUGGAUGGAAAGUCUCCUUUACUCUCUGAUUAUCAGAAGGAAGACUUGGAUAGUAUCUCAAGAGCACAAUCAUCACUAUCACAGAGAGCCUCAUUGUAUAAACAGCAGCUUACUGGGGAGCUACCCAUUGGUCAUGGGUGUAGCCUUACUCAGACUGUCUUCAAUGGAAUUAAUGUACUGGCUGGAGUUGGGCUUCUUUCUACUCCUUACACUAUAAAAGAAGGUGGCUGGGCAAGUUUGGUAGUGCUACUUUUUUUUGCAGUUGUAUGUUAUUAUACUGCCUCCCUCAUGAAAUACUGUUUCGAGAGCAAAGCAGGUAUCAUAACCUUCCCGGAUUUAGGAGAAGCUGCCUUUGGAAGAUAUGGACGUCUUUUCAUAUCUAUUGUUUUGUACGGUGAAUUAUAUUCCUAUUGUGUCGAAUUUAUUAUCUUGGAAGGAGAUAAUCUUACCAAGCUAUUUCCUGGAACAUCAUUGGAUUGGGGUGGUGUUCAUCUGGACUCUAUGCACUUGUUUGGAAUUCUAACUGCCCUGAUUGUUCUGCCAACUGUUUGGUUGAGGGAUCUCCGUGUGAUCUCAUACCUUUCAGCUGGUGGGGUGAUUGCAACAAUUUUGAUAUUUCUGUGUGUAAUUUUCCUUGGUACAACAGAUGGAAUUGGGUUCCAUCAAAGUGCUCAGACAGUAAAAUGGAGUGGCAUUCCAUUUGUCAUUGGUGUGUACGGAUUUUGCUUUUCCGGGCAUUCUGUGUUUCCAAAUAUAUACCAAUCCAUGGCUGACAAGACGAAAUUUAACAAGGCAAUCGUAAUAUGUUUUCUUUUAUGUGUCUUGAUAUAUGGGGGUGUCGCAGUCAUGGGAUAUCUCAUGUUUGGUCAAAACACAUUGUCCCAGAUAACUUUGAAUAUGCCACCAGACGCUUUUGUUUCCAAAGUUGCAGUUUGGACAACCGUUAUUAACCCGUGCACUAAAUAUGCACUGUUGAUGAACCCUUUGGCAAGAAGCAUAGAGGAGCUGCUGCCUGUGAGAGUUUCAACUAGUGUGUGGUGUUUCGUUCUCCUAAGAACAACACUUGUCAUUUCUUCGGUUUGUGCAGCCUUUCUUCUUCCAGUUUUUGGUCUUGUAAUGGCUUUAAUUGGUUCUCUCCUCAGUAUAAUUGUGGCAAUAAUAAUGCCUGCUUUAUGUUUUCUAAAAAUUGUGGGGAAGAAAGCUACAAGGACACAGAUUGUUUUGAGUACCACAAUAGCUGUAUUGGGCACCAUUUGUGCAAUUCUUGGAACAUAUUCGUCUGUGUCAGACAUUGUGAAGAGUUACUGAAAGAUUCAUCUGGUUCAACAUCUCAGUAAUGCUGAUGGGUACUUAUCCCAUGUCUCUUCUUUUUUCAUCGCACCAAAUAUUCAAGUCAAUGAUAACCAGGAAUUAGACCUUUUUGGAUGCUGAUGUGCAUUAUUUUAUUUACAUGUAGCCUUUAAGGACUUGUAUUAAACACUUCUUUUUUUCUUUUUUUUUUCUGGUAAACACAUCGAUCAAUAUUUAUAACAUGCAUGUGCUAAUGGCAGUAGAUUGGAUACAUUGGGCUUGGAAUGUGUACGAUUUUAAGUGCUUUAUAUGGAUUAAGUCUAAUUUU
Molecule: messenger RNA, 2123 nt
Organism: Corylus avellana
Lineage: Eukaryota; Viridiplantae; Streptophyta; Magnoliopsida; Fagales; Betulaceae
Source: RefSeq, a predicted model, not a curated record